Molecule: messenger RNA, 1959 nt
Organism: Odobenus rosmarus divergens (Pacific walrus)
Lineage: Eukaryota; Metazoa; Chordata; Mammalia; Carnivora; Odobenidae
Gene: VPS9D1
Product: VPS9 domain containing 1
Exons: 15
Coding region: 1-1959 (652 amino acids)
Biological process (GO): vesicle-mediated transport
Cellular component (GO): cytosol; endocytic vesicle
Molecular function (GO): small GTPase binding; guanyl-nucleotide exchange factor activity
Source: RefSeq, a predicted model, not a curated record
AUGGCCGCCGCGGCCGGGGACGGCGCGGUGAAGCCGCUGCAGUGCGCCAUGAAGCUGGCCAACGGGGCCAUCGAGCUGGACACCGGCAACCGGCCCCGGGAGGCAUAUACAGAAUACCUGAGGAGCAUCCACUAUAUCUCCCAGGUGCUGCUGGAAGAAGUGGAAACCACCAAAGAAGGUGGCGACCCUGUGGCCCCAGACACCUCAAAGAUGCUGAAACUGGCUGAGCAGUGUCUGGAGAGGGCCCAGUCGACAGCUGCCAAGCUCGGGAAAACACACCUGAAGCCAGCCACGCCCGUGGCUGCUCCUGGCCCCUCAUCUACCAGCCGACAUCGCCGGGUGUACUCAGAUGAAGGGGGGAGACUAUCUCCGUUUCUGCCGCCCGAGAUCUUCCAGAAGCUUCAGGCGGCAGAGUCACAAAGUUCCAAAAAGGAGCUGACACCUCUGGAGGAGGCCUCUCUGCAAAACCAGAAGCUGAAGGCCGCCUACGAGGCCCGGAUGGCCCGUCUGGACCCCAGCCAGGCCAUGCAGAAGACAUCCCUGACCCUGUCCCUGCAGCGGCAGAUGAUGGAGAACCUUGUGAUCGCCAAAGCCCGGGAGGAGACACUGCAGAGGAAGAUGGAGGAGCGCCGCCUGCGGCUCCAGGAGGCAGCCAACAGGAGGUUCUGCAGUCAAGUUGCCCUGAGCCCGGAGGAGCGGGAGCAGCGGGCCCUCUAUGCCGCCAUCCUCGAGUACGAGCAAGACCACGACUGGCCGAAGCACUGGAGGGCCCAGCUCAAGAAGAGCCCAGGGGACCUGUCGCUAGUGACCAGCCUGGUCUCCCACCUGCUCAGCAUUCCCGACCACCCCAUCUCGCAGCUCCUGAAGAAGCUCCAGUGUGCAGUGUACCGGGCGCUGUACCCCAUCGUGAGCAGGGGCGCUGUUGGCGCUGCCUCUGCCCCUGGCUGCCGUUCCUUGCCCCCAGACGCCGACGGGCUGCUGGCUCCGGGAAGCCGGCGGCUCCGGCCCUCGCAGAGCCUCUACUGCAUGCUCUCCCCUGCGGAGCCCAGCCCGGCCCUGCGGCCCCCAGACGGCACUCAGGCCGGCCCCCCAGACAGAGGGCCAGACAGCAGCCCUGCCGGGCCUCCCUCACCCCUGGCACAUAGCUUGACCGGUGUGCAGGGCAAAGACAGCUCCUUUGAAGACCUCGAACACUUCUUGGCUACUUCUGAGGGGUGGGGCCGGGGGCGUGGGAGGCCGCCUGAGCCCCAAACAACGGGGGUGAAGAAGGAGCCGCUGCUGGAGCAGCUGAAGAGCACUGUGAAGGACAUACACAACGCCAUCGACAGGCUGCUCUCGCUCACCCUCCUGGCUUUCGAAGGCCUGAACGUGGCCGCCUCCAAGGACCGAUGUCUGGCCUGCAUCGAGGAGCCCUUCUUCUCUCCGCUAUGGCCCCUGCUGCUGGUACUCUAUAGGAGUGUGCACCGCCUCCGGGAGGCCGCCCUGAGCAGAAGCAUGGAGCUCUACAGGAAUGCACCCCCAGCCGCCAUAGGCAUUCCCAGGAAGCUCCUCCCCCGGGACCCGGAGGCCGCAGGAGCUGGUGCCUACCCCUACUGUGCUGCAGCCCAAGAGCUGGGCUUGCUGGUCCUGGAGAGCUGCCCCCAGAAGAAGCUGGAGUGCAUUGUGCGGGUCCUGCGGGUCAUCUGUGCCUGUGCCGAGGAUUACUACCAGGCCCAGGAGGCUGCCCCUGAGGCCAAACCCCCAGUGGGUGCCGCAGCCAUCGGUGCCGACGACCUGCUGCCCAUCUUGUCCUUUGUGGUGCUGAGAAGCGGUCUCCCCCAGUUGGUGUCAGAGUGUGCAGCCCUGGAGGAGUUCAUCCAUGAGGGGUACCUGAUUGGAGAGGAGGGUUACUGCCUGACGUCACUACAGAGUGCCCUGAACUACGUGGAGCUACUGCCCCGGGGGGCCCUGGGCAAGUAG